Molecule: messenger RNA, 1532 nt
Organism: Cyanistes caeruleus (blue tit)
Lineage: Eukaryota; Metazoa; Chordata; Aves; Passeriformes; Paridae
Gene: FSHB
Product: follicle stimulating hormone subunit beta
Biological process (GO): follicle-stimulating hormone signaling pathway
Cellular component (GO): cytoplasm; extracellular region
Molecular function (GO): follicle-stimulating hormone activity
Source: RefSeq, a predicted model, not a curated record
GUCUGGCUGAACAUUAAUCCGCUUUCACCAAGUCCCAAACUAAUGCUUGCUGCAUUAAUACACUGCAAAUCCUCAAGGUAUAAAUUACACACCAUCCACUAUAAAAGGAAAGCACAGGGCUUUCUUCUCACUACAGCUGUUACUUCGAGGAAGGAGAGCAGAAUACAGACAGGAUGAAGACACUUAAUUGUUACGUGCUGUUACUUUGCUGGAAAGCAAUUUGCUGCAACAGCUGCCAGCUCACCAAUAUUACCAUAGCCGUGGAAAAAGAAGAAUGUGAAUUCUGCAUUACAGUGAAUGCCACGUGGUGCUCAGGAUACUGCUUCACAAGGGAUCCAGUGUACAAAUAUCCACCAGUAUCAACUGCUCAGCAAACCUGUACCUUCAAGGAGGUUGUGUAUGAAACAGUGAAGAUCCCUGGCUGUGGUGACCAUCCUGAAUCAUUUUAUUCAUACCCAGUGGCUACAGAGUGCCACUGUGACAGCUGUGACACUGACACCACUGACUGCACUGUCAGGGGACUGGGGCCAUCCUACUGCUCCUUCAGUCAGAAUGGAAGCAACCAGUGAAGGCUACUGGACACAGCAGUUUGGCUUUAAAUGUUCCCUGACAAAUAAAGGUACUGUUCAGGUUUAAAUGGAAGAUUUAGAAACUGCCAGGAUUGAAACAAAGAUUUUUAAGGCCAAAAUGAAGAGCUACUGACUAAACUCCUCUUCAGGCCUUCCUUACAUAACCUAUCAGUUGCCUUAAAAUAAUUUUCACAGGUCUAUAAAAAAUGCUGCUUCCAAUUUCUUCUGCCCUUCGCCCUUCUUCCUCUUUAGUGCAACUUCAUUAUUUAUAUUCCUGUAUUUCCACUGCCUGCUUCACAUAGAUUAUUUUAUGCUAUUCUGUGCUUUCAAAAAGUUUCAAGUCUUUAUUAUCUCCUGCUUUUCAUCUCUCCUAAGAACACACUUAUUUUUAAAAGCCUUGCUGCUGGUUGUGGUUCUAUUAGCUGGAUUGUAAACCUCUCUCAGCUGAGAUCCUGACUGAUUUUUUCUUUGCAGAAUAUUUCAUAUAGCCAUUAUGCACUGCAAAUAAUAACAGCAUGUAUAUUUAAGAGCCAAAAUCUAUGUUCAAACGUUGAAUGUCACCUGAAUUCUUGUACUUUCUCAGCAAGGCUUGUUAGUUCAGCCUCACUGUCACAGCAACACGAGUAACAGGAACUCUAGUUCAUACCUGGCUAACUUGAAAAAAUCAUCAGCUCUCUAUUUUCACCUGAGUGCAGAAUGUAGUAAAGAGAAAUGUUUAGCAUCAUUUAACGUAGGAGUCUCAAAAAUGAUUUAGGGAUGAAUGUAGGGGCACCUGACCCCAGUAGUGCAAACAUGGUGUGAUAAUGUGCCUUGAAAGCCGUUCACAGGAGUCCCUUCAGAGAAUGGGAUUUCACAGAACUCUGCAGCAACCUGACUCUGCAAAUACCACUAUGAAGUUGGAGUGGUCUGGAAGUGAGCUGGAGGACUGACUGAGUCAGAAUGGGAAAUUACCUCACCUUAUUG